Messenger RNA from Onthophagus taurus, 2752 nucleotides. NCBI's taxonomy places the organism in Eukaryota, Metazoa, Arthropoda, Insecta, Coleoptera, Scarabaeidae. The record is from RefSeq and is a predicted model, not a curated record.
AUUUUAUUUAUUUUUUUUAUUUAUAGAAGAGCAAUGUUACAAUUGCAUGACCAGUUUGGUUACGUCAAAGGAAAAAAUGUUCAUCACGCAAACGAAGCUGCUUCAUGAAGUUACGUGGAAAACUGUCAUGCAAAUAUGUAAGAAACACGUGAAAGCGGCAGCUGGACAUCUACAAAGAACAUCUCCUCAAUCAAAAGUCGAACGAUUAUACAAAAAUUGGAUAUGGUGGGUUUUACAAGAAUUGCCGUUUCCCCAUUUGGUAAAAGUAAUGGAUUGUUUCUUUCACGAAGGAAUUAAAGUAUUUUAUAGAACGGCGAUGGCAAUUUUAAUCCUCUUCCACAAAAGCUCAUCGUCGACAUCGUCCGAUUGGAACGGCUGCAUUCAAAAGCAUGGCGUUGAGUACGCGUUGACCAAAUACUGCAGGGAACUUCCGCACCCUCCAUCGAAACUGUUGAAAGUUGCGUUUGGAAUUCGCGGAUUGAGUUCGUCGUAUAUUUCGAGGGUUUUUAUUAGGACCGAGAUGAUUUUGAAGAGUAAAUCGGCGGUUACUGGAACGGGACAAAUAAUUCGAUCGAGAUCAACAGAUAAUUUGCCCAAUUCGCAGAGUCAAAACAAUAUUCAAAUGGUUUCGCAUACUUUGACCAUCAGAGAGCUACUCACUCUCUGGUCGUGGCUUCCGGUUCGAAUAACAAUGUACCAACCGAUUCUUUUAUACACAACGGAAGAACAUGGAUGUUCUCUUACAACAUUUUUCGUAAGAGUUGAACAACACGAACCGACGUUGCUUAUGAUUAAAACCUCAAACAAUGAAGUGUUUGGAGCUUAUUGUUCAUCAAGAUGGGGUGAAAGAAAUUUAAAAGAUGACCGAGGAAACCGACAAGCUUACUUUGGAACUGGCGAAACCUUUUUAUUCUCUCUAUAUCCAGAAAGGGCGAAAUAUCCUUGGGUUGGAAUGGUUACUGAUAACGUUGAACAUAGUGCCGAAUUGUUUAUGGCGGCUGAUUCAAAAAUGAUUACGAUCGGUGGAGGUGAAGGUCAAGCGAUUUGGAUGGACGAAAACAUCAGGUUUGGUAAAACGGAUCGUUGUCAAACAUUUGAUAAUCCCCCGUUGUGCUCAACGGGCGAUUUCGAAAUUCGAGUAUUAGAAGUGUACGGUUUCGCUACUGAGCAAUUGAAUUAAGAAAUGAGGUAACGAACAACGAAUUACAUCGAUAAUAAAAAAUUUAAAUAAAAAUAAGAAAGGGUUUUGAAAAAAAAACCUGUAAAAUAUAUUCGCACUGUAUAAGUGAGAAUUAAGAACAAUUCAAUUCUAGUCUGGGUUUAAUUGAUAAGAUUUUUUAUUUUAAGGUAUUGAAGUUUCUUUUUUUUUUUGUUUUUUCUAUUUUGUACUUUUUCCUAUCGCCCUAUUUAGUCUCUUUGUGCCAUUUUUUAACAGUUAAGUAUUAAAUUUCUUGAGUAUUUGAUUGUAAUAUCGAAAUCCUCGUCGGUCCAACAUAUAAAAUACAGAAUUUAGUGAUAGAUUUUUGAUACAAAUUAAACAAAUUUGAUUCGUAGUGUAUAUUCUAUAAUCAUAAAAAAGCAAGUUUUAGCCCAGUGUUUUUUUUUCUAUGUGUAUUUUUGAAUGUAACUUCCUCAUUUGUACAUAUUUAUACAUAAUACAUAAAGAUUUGUUGUUUAUUUUAAAAAUUUUGUUCGCAAACGACCGCUAACGUUUUCGCUUUAACGGUUUUAUUAUUUUAUUUUUCGCUUUUGUACAUAGUCCUUCGAGAAAGGUGUCAAUUAUCAUUAGCACAAACACUAAGAAUUAGAAAAACAAUGUCUCGCAUUGUAUCUUUUUGUUUCUUGCGCUUCUCAUCAUUUUUUUUUUUAAUACUUGUUACGUUUAUCGUUGUUUAUUUUAAGUUAAUUUUAUUGUGAUACAAGAAAAAAAUUCCUUUGUACUAUCGCUUGUUGUAAAACUUCCGAAACUGGGAAGUUUUUUUCAUAUAUAUUUUCUCUAAUCUAUUUUCUUUUGUAAAUUAUUGCUUCUUCGCCACUAUGUUCCAGAAUGUAAUAUUAUUUAUUCAAUUGUUUUCAAUGUACCUACUAUUAUUUUAUUAUUAUUAAAAAAGCAAGAAAAGGUUAUAGAUAAAGUUAUAUACGUAUGUAAACAAACGGCACUUAUUAUAUUAUAAAUGUUUUACAGCUAACAUAAAGAAUAAUAUUCGAUAAUAUUAUUAUAAAAUAUAUAUAAAUAUAUGUGUGUUAAAUAUUUAAAUGUGCUUAGAUGUUGUUUAAGAUUUAUAUUGUUAAUAAGCAAUAAUCCAUGUGAUAAUUUUUCAAUGUGUAAGAUUCGAAACGAGUGUUCCGCGAUGAUUUUAUCGAAUCAAGUUCUCUAUUUACUUAUUGUUCUUUUUAUCAUUUAAUAAACAAAUAAAUAAAAUCAUCGUUUCUACACCAAACGUCGAAUCUUUUACAACAUUUUUCUUUUCAACUUGUAAUGUAGUACGUAAAAUUUUUAGCUUUGUAUAUUUUCCUGUUUAUUUUUAUUUUAUUUUUUGCCCAAGAUAGGCCGUUUUAUUUUUGACUGCUCUAGUUACCAGUCAGUCAUUAUUAUUAUUAUUAUAUUCAUUUGUACAGGAAAGAAAAAUCCUCACGCAAUAAUUAAUUAUCUUAUUAUAAUAUUUGCGUACAAAGAAAACGUAAAGAUGAAGAAUGUUACAAUAGAUUUUAAUUCCAUUUAAAAAUAAUUAAAAAAAAAUUAAUACCAAGA